GCUAUGGUACCCACCUACGCGGUUCAGCGGGAUUAAAAAAAUCUGGAUCCGGAUCAUCAUGGCCCCUCCGAUUCGGGGCCUGUCGCGCAAAAAACCGAUCUAGUCUAUAAUAUAAGGAAUUGGUAAAAUAAUAAUACAAAAGUGAAUAUAUUUAUAUAUUGGAUUACUAUACUGACUGCCUAAAUUAUCAACAUAUUACGUACGCACAAGAUUUAAAUUGAUUAUUUUGCUCCCCCAACAAACAUUGUUCCAUUAAGUUGCUCAGCAUAAUGACUAUAAUGAUGGGAUAAACGAGUUUUAAUUUUCCUAUUCUGGUACGAAAAAUCAUGGUGGAUUUAGGAGGUUAUGUAAUCAUUCUGGUGGAAACCAAAGACAAAAAGAUAAAACUUUACGGUUCACCUGCCGAUAACGACAACUUAGAAGUUGGUGACGAAAUUUUGGAAGUCAACGGUAAGACUUUGGACGACGCCAACCAUACUGAAGUCAUCAACCAUAUUCAUCAGUGUAUUAGAUCUAGAACGAUAUGUCUUCGUGUGAAAAGAAGAAGCGGAGCACGUUUAGCAAUAGAUUUGGAUUUGUCGCAGGACAACGUGCAAGAUGCGUUCGUCAUCGCAGUCGAACAGCAGGCCCGCGACCGCCUGGAGCGACUCUCGGCCCUGCGCAAAAUCACUCCGAUCGACAUAACCAAACUUUCCGAACAGUUGAGCCAACAAACGGUGGUAACGUCGGAAGACCUGAACGGUUUCAUCAACAACUCGCCCAUAUACGUCACUUCGUUGACGGCCACCGAAAAUUUAAACAACAACCCCACCGGAAGCAGAUCGGCCGGAGGCGCGACGUCGGUCGUCGCCGUGCACCGGAGCGCCGGCGGCGACAAGUACCGGCCUGCGUUGGUAGGCAACGACGUCCGGCAGGUGCCGGAACAAAUCAGUGCGGUCGCUUUGCUGGCCAAUCACGUCGGACAGCCGGACGAACGGCGCGCGUCGUCGCCGUAUGCCAACGGACGUACCGAACUGCUCAUUGGUGAAGACAAUAAGUUCAAGACGGUUGAAAACAAUAACAAUAAGCUCAAUAUUGAAAACGAUAUACAAUUGAGGUCUCGUAGACGUUCCGGUAGUAGUUUGGUGGUACUAGACUCGGAACUACAAGAACCAGUGAAAAAACCACUUGACGACACUGUGGACCCUUUGGACAUGGUAAUGGUGGUAUCGCCGGGUACCGAAGACGGUCAACCCCAUCGCGAGAUGGCGGUGGACGUACCGGAAAGUUUCGUGGCCCGGAACAAAACGCCGCCCCGAUAUCCGCCACCUAAACCCACCCUAACGCCUACAAUAAACGGUUCCGUCAACCAUCACCCUCCAUCGCAAGCCACCCCUCAAGUACCACCCAAACCGGUACCACCGCCCAGAGACCAUUUAAAAAUCGAACCUGAUGGUAGGCUGGUCAACAAGGCGCCGGCGCCCCAGUUACCGGCCAGAAUUGUCAACAACAACAACAUCAAUAAAACAUCGAUUGUUACCGAACCGACCCGGGAACAAUUGGACAGUAUCAAGAAGUACCAGGAACAAAUCCGGAAACGGAAAGAAGAAGAGGAACGAAUUGCGGCCCAAACCGAGUACCUCAACCGAUCAUUACGUGGUUCCCGGAAACUUCAAGCCCUAGAAAGCAAACCUACUGGUACCAUCAAUGAUGCCUACGAAGAUGAACAAGACAGAUCUGAAAGUCCUACAUCAUCAGAAGAAAAAGAACGAGUGCAUGUUGCUUAUGCUUAUGGUGAUUUGGUAGCAGCAGUCCAAAGGUUGCAGCUGCAACUGAAAAAAACCUCUGCAGGUUCGGGGAUAUCGGGUCUAGAAGGCCGAAUAGCUGCAGUACAAUCACUGUUAUUGUCACCCCAAUUUGGCCGCGCCUUAGCAAUCCACAAUAAAAUCCAGUCGGUGCGUCAAAAAAUCACCACCCGACCUCAACCUGUAGCCCAAAAUGUCCUUAGGGAUGCAUUGGACGCACUCACCACUUCCCAAAGCGCCUACGCAGUGGAGUUGGCCAAUAUCUUAACAGGGUAUGAAUUGGAAGCUUUAAUGGCCGCCCACGAUGGGGUAGCGUCCACGGUGCCUUUGGAUUCGGCGCCGGCGUCGCCUCAACAAAUCGAAGUACCGGCAGUGGUACCUUUGAUCAAUACGCGCUAUGGUACCGAUGAUAAUAUCAAGAUUAUUCGGAUUGAGAAAACUACGGAACCUUUAGGAGCUACGGUACGAAACGAAGGAGAUGCAGUUGUCAUAGGUCGGGUAGUUCGAGGUGGAGCGGCAGAAAAGAGCGGCCUCCUACAUGAAGGGGACGAAAUCCUAGAAGUAAAUGGAAUUGAAAUGCGAGGCAAAAGUGUCAACGCAGUCUGUGAUAUCCUCAAAGACAUGGAAGGUUCUCUGACCAUCCUCGUUAUUCCUGCUGGGCAAGCGAGACAAAACAUGUCGCGCGACAUGGUCUUGCAUGUCAGAGCCUUGUUCGACUAUGACCCCGAGGAUGACAUGUAUAUACCUUGCCGGGAAUUGGGCAUUAGUUUUAGAAAAGGAGAUGUUUUACAUGUUAUUAGUCAAGAAGAUCCAAACUGGUGGCAGGCCUAUAGGGAAGGAGAAGAAGAUCAAACCUUGGCUGGAUUAAUACCAUCUUUGUCUUUUCAACAUCAAAGAGAAACAAUGCGAUUGGCUGCAAAUGAAAGAAUUUCAAAGCCCAGUAAAAAAUCUUCAACAUCUACCUUGCUUUGUGGGACUACGUCUAAGAAAAAGAAGAAAAAGGCUGGAGGCGCGUAUGAUGAAGGUGGUUAUCCAAUGUAUACAAACACAGAUGAUUACGAUCCAGAAGAGAUUCUUACAUAUGAAGAAGUUUCACUGUUUUAUCCUAGAGCAGACAAAAAGCGUCCAAUAGUUCUUAUAGGCCCUCCCGAUAUUGGGCGUCACGAGUUAAGACAAAGACUUAUGGAAAACGCUGAAAGAUUUGCAGCAGCAAUUCCCCAUACGUCACGAGCCCGAAAAGAAAACGAAGUCGAUGGCCAAGACUAUCAUUUCAUCACUAGAGCACAAUUUGAAGCAGACAUUUUAUCCAGAAAGUUUGUGGAGCAUGGUGAAUAUGAAAAGGCCUACUAUGGUACUUCUCUAGAUGCUAUAAGAUCAGUAGUGAAUUCAGGCAAAAUUUGCGUACUCAAUUUGCAUCCUCAAAGCUUAAAAAUCUUAAGAACUUCGGAUUUGAAGCCUUAUGUUGUAUUUGUGGCUCCGCCUAAUUUGGAAAACUUAAAAAUCAAAAAGGAUCGGCUAGGAGAAUCCUAUAAGGAAGAAGAUCUAGUAGACAUUAUCGAUAAGGCACGCGAAAUGGAAAACAAAUAUGGCCACUUUUUCGAUAUGAUUAUUAUAAAUAACGAUACGGAAAGGGCCUACCACGAUUUGCUUUGUGAGAUAAACAGCCUGGAACGAGAACCACAAUGGGUACCGGCCGCCUGGAUCAAGUCCACGUAGGGAAUACUAAAAAGCUAGAAUCGUGACUGAAUCUAGCUUUAGAAGCUCAUAUAAUAAUUAAUAAUUGAAGAAGUCUGAUUUCUUUCGAUUUUAGUAAGAGAGGUGAUAUAAAGGUCGGUGUAAUAACUAUAGUCUCUAGUCGCGUGAAAAAAAAAAGUUGAUUUAUCGAUUAGUUUUUAAGGGAAUGGUGCUAGUCUCCCUCUGCCUGUGGACAAAAUAUAAAAAUGGGAAAAAUAAUUUGAAAAACAUUCACCGGCCUGCAAUAAAUAACUUAGUAAAGUCCGUUCAUAGACUUCUAGUGCGUGAUCUGCCAAAUAUAUUUAUGAAUGGACUAUAGAGUAAAAUUUUUAAUUAUGUAUGUGGAUCGUACUAUAGAAACAAAAUUAGUUUUACGAUUUUAGACUGAAAAAAAAAAUAAAAAUGCGUGAAUUUUAAACAAACAAAAAAAAACCUUAGUGCCAAAUCAAGAGUUUUAGACAUUUGUAGCCCUAUAUAGAAAUUACAUAGGCAGGCCGGUUAUUUUUUUUUUUGGACCAUACAUGUACCUACCUUUCUCCCAUCCAGCAUUUGUUGGUCCAAAAUUUGUUAAUUUAUUAUUAGUGUACAGUUUUAUAAAGUGGAAAUCGACGCAGGAACAACAACAACAACAACAGUCCCAUAAUAUCUUUCUUCCAAGCAAUAAUUUCUUUGUUCCGGCGUCGGUUUUAUUUUAAAUAAUACAAUCUGAAGUCUUUUUUUUUAAAUUUAUUUAUUGUAUAUAAAAAUAGAUGUAUAUAAUGUAUUUAAUUCGGACCCUAUGGCGUUCAUAUUAAAUAUUAAUCUGUAAAUUGUUUUACCUAUAUAUAUAUUUUAAAAUCAUAUUAUACAGGGUGUCCUCGUUCAAUUGGUCAAAAAUGCUAGGGUAGGUAUAUAAAUUUAAAACACAACACAUAUGUUGCAAGUCCGUCCUUGGACAAAACAAAUCAACUACAAUUCUUUAAAAAGUUGCAUUUUUUUAUAAAAUUUCAACACCUUGUAUUUUGAAAACGUCACACUUCUAAAUCUCAUAGAACGUCUCUAUGGUUCCUAGCCUUCUUGACCAGUUAAACGGGGACACCCUGUAUACCUUUUAAUGUGUGACUUCAGAGGUUUUUUAUUUUAUUUUAAUUUUUAAAUUAUAUUUUAUUAUUUGUAAUAUGCCAUUUUUAUUACAAAGUAAAAAUUGUUUCAAAUUUCAAAUCAAUAAAAACUUUCUCAUUA
Messenger RNA from Ceutorhynchus assimilis (cabbage seed weevil), 4739 nucleotides. The record is from the annotation of a GenBank genome assembly. NCBI's taxonomy places the organism in Eukaryota, Metazoa, Arthropoda, Insecta, Coleoptera, Curculionidae.